AUGGGCCGCGUUCUUCUCAAAGUUAUCAUUCUCGGUGACAGCGGUGUCGGAAAGACAUCUCUCAUGAACCAAUAUGUGAACAAACGGUUUAGCAACCAGUACAAGGCCACUAUCGGUGCCGACUUUCUUACGAAAGAAGUAAUGGUGGACGACCGGCUUGUUACGAUGCAGCUUUGGGAUACAGCAGGUCAAGAACGCUUCCAAUCACUUGGAGUAGCCUUUUACCGAGGAGCAGACUGCUGUGUAUUGGUGUACGACGUAAACAGCGCCAAAUCGUUUGAGACGCUUGACAGUUGGCGGGACGAGUUCCUUAUACAGGCAAGUCCACAUGACCCAGAGAAUUUCCCGUUUGUGGUGUUGGGGAAUAAGAUUGAUGUGGAGGAGAAUAAACGACAGGUCACCCAGAAACGUGCAAUGACAUGGUGUCAAUCCAAAGGCAACAUUCCGUAUUUCGAAACCUCUGCGAAAGAGGCUAUCAAUGUUGAACAGGCGUUCCAAACAGUGGCAAAGAAUGCACUGACUCAAGAAGCUGAAGAACAAUUGUAUGUCGACUACCCUGACCCCAUCCAACUGGACUCUGAGAGCUCGCAAAGCUACGGCUGCAACUGCUGA
This is a messenger RNA of Lentinula edodes (shiitake mushroom), 612 nucleotides long. Its product is annotated as ras-related protein Rab7. Gene Ontology annotation, molecular function: GTP binding; GTPase activity. Gene Ontology annotation, biological process: regulation of vacuole fusion, non-autophagic. The record is from RefSeq and is a predicted model, not a curated record. The transcript has 7 exons. Lineage: Eukaryota; Fungi; Basidiomycota; Agaricomycetes; Agaricales; Omphalotaceae. Gene Ontology annotation, cellular component: phagocytic vesicle; vacuole; fungal-type vacuole membrane. The coding region runs from base 1 to 612 and encodes 203 amino acids.